CUCUCUCUGUCUCUCCCUGCCGCCCUCCAUCUCUUGCUCUCUCUUUCCGUCCUUCUUUCUCUCCUCAACUUUCCCUCCUUUCACUCCCACUCUCUCUCUCCCUCCAUCUCUUGCUCUCUCUUUCCCUCCUUCUUGCCCUCCUUAACUUUCCCUCUUUUCACUCCCACUCUCUCUCUCUCUCUCUUCUCACAUCUGGAGGGGACUAGUGGGGACUGCAGCAGUGCACUAGUGCACCUCUUGCAAUGGAGCUUCUGGACUACAGGCACUUCCUCAGCCUAACUCACUCUCGCUCUCGCUUGCAGCAGCACACCGCUUGACUGCCAGGGGAGAAGGUAUGGUGGCUAAAUAUGUCUUUCUCAUCCGACUUCUACAACUUCUGACGCUGGCAGGAGUCUCUGCAGUGAAGAACGAGCCCAGGACGUACAAAGGGGUGUGAGUGUAAGUGUGUGUGUGUGUGUGUGUGUGUGUGUGUGUGUGUGUGUGUGUGUGUGUGUGUGUGUGUGUGUGUGUGUGUGUGUGUGUGUGUGUGUGUGUGUGUGUGCGUGUGUGUGUGUGUGCGUGUGCGUGUGCGUGUGUGAGUACGUGCGUGUGUGAGUGUGAGUGUGCGUGUGAGUGUGUUUGUGUGUGAGAGAGUGUGUGUGUUCCUGUGAGUGCAUGCGUGCAUGUGUGUGUGUGUGCAUGUGUGUGUGUAUGAGUGUGAAUGUGUGUGGAGGGGGACUCUACAACUGAGUGCUGAAAAGGGACAGCACUUGGUGAACAGCUUUUUUGACUGACGACCACCACCACAACCUGCGCCCCUCCCUUCUCCAGGAGCGAGAGGGAGCGCUGGCGAGGGGGCCAUGGCCCGAAACAGAGGCCCUCUGGGGGGGCUGCUCUGCACGCUGACCCUGGCCUGGGCCCUGGUGCUCGCUCAGCUCCAGCCCGCACUGCAGAGCGCACUCCUGGAACAACAACAGGAGGGGGAGUACGAGGUCACAGAGGAGGACUCGGAGUACGAGUAUGGAGUCGAGGAAGAGGAGGAGGAGGAGGAGGAGGUCACAGUGGUUUUGAAAAAGACAGUAGGAGGGAGUAAGAAGGAGGUGGAGGCGGUUUGUCCUACGGACUGCACCUGCUCGGCAGAGGGGGCGGUGGACUGUGCUGGGGUCAACCUGGCUGAUUUUCCUGACAGGCUCUCGGAAAACACUCGCCAGCUCUCGCUGCAGAACAACCAGAUCAGCGAGGUGUCCGCGGAGACCCUGGCCCGCCUACAUCAGCUGCAGACCCUUAAUCUGCAAAACAACCGUCUCACCACCCAAGGUCUUGAAGACGAGGGGUUUGAAGUGCUGGAGCAUCUGAAUUACUUGUAUUUGGCAAACAAUAAGCUCACUGCAGCCCCUAAGCACCUGCCCCCAUCACUGGUCAGCGCAGACUUUGCCGCUAAUCAACUCACCAAGAUCUACCCUUACACGUUUGGCCAGAAGCCUGGACUGAAAUCGGUGUACUUACACAACAAUAAGCUGACAGAUGCGGGUCUUCCAGAAGACAUGUUUAACGGCUCCAGUAGCCUCGAGAUCCUCAUCAUGUCCAGCAACUUCCUGCGUUCUGUACCCAGGAGCUUACCCCCCGCCCUGUACCGCCUCCACCUGAAGAAUAACAAGUUGGUGAAGAUUCCUCCGGGUGCGUUGGUGAACCUCCACAGCCUCUGGGAGCUGUGUCUACAGAACAACCUCCUCAGUAGCGAUGGCAUUGACAACGAGACCUUCAGUCAGCUGAAGGGGCUGGAGUAUCUGGACAUGUCCAACAACAACCUGACGGAGGUUCCUGAGGGCCUGCCGCGCAACCUGGUGGUUCUGCACCUGGAGAAGAACGCCAUCCGCAGCAUCUCGGCCUCGGCGCUGACGCCCGUGCGCAACCUGGAGUACCUACUGCUGCACAACAACCAGCUGCGAUCGCGCCACAUCGACCCUGCAGCCUUCCGCGGCCUGAAGAAGCUCCACACGCUGCACAUGUACCACAACCUACUGGAGCGGGUGCCGCGGGGGCUGCCGCGCCGCGCCAAGACCCUCAUGCUGCUGCACAACCGCAUCGCCGACAUCGGCCGCAACGACCUGAUCCUGCUCUACACGCUCAUCGAGCUCAACCUCAGCUACAACCAGCUGACCAACCCCCGGCUGCACCGCGAGGCCUUCCGCAAGCUGCGGCUGCUGGAGCGCCUGGACCUGUCGGGGAACGAGCUCCAGGAGCUGCCGCUGGGCCUGCCGCGGAGCCUCCAGGUGCUCAAGGUCAAGGACAACAGGCUGAACGUCAUCCCCGACGGGGCGCUGACGGGCAUGGGCAACCUGAAGGAGGUCUACCUGGCCAACAACCAGCUGAAGAUCAACUCCAUCUACCAGGGAGCCUGGAUGGACGUUACCCAGCUGACGACCUUGGAUCUGUCUGGCAACUUGCUGUCUCAUGUCCCCCCGGACCUGCCUGAGUCCCUGGAGUACCUGCAUCUCACUAGCAACCGCAUCAGCAGCCUGUCGGAUACGGCCUUCGAGGCCACACCCAACAUGAAGGGCGUCUUCCUGAGGGACAACCCAUUGUCAGCAAGCAUGAAGCAGGGUUCCUUCCCUAACCUGUCCAAGCUAGUGCUGGACAUCGUCUUCGUGAACACAGCAAAAGGCUCCAGAACGAGGGGAGAGGAGGAGGAAGAAGAUGAAGAGGACGGGGAGGAGGAGGAGGAGGAGCUGUGGCGAUAGGGAUGAAGUUGGAAGCCACAGCAUUGAAGAUGAGCCGUCAUUGACUCUAGCAGACUCUAUGCCCCCACAAGAGGGAAAAGAGGGAUCGGUGAAAGUUCAUACACGUUGCGACUGUGCUAAUUGGUUGGGGUAUUAAGAGGUGUUUUGCAGAUGUAUUGAAGGAACCCUCCUUUUUGUUUUGUCUGGUGCAGGAUACCAGACUAGGGCUCCCCCCCCUCUCUUACUAUCUCUGUGCUCAAAGAUGACUGCAGAUAUGUUUAUUUUGCUUGCGGUGGCACUUAAAGAGUUAUUUAAGGGACAGACCACAUUCAAAAAAGAGCUAUGAGAAAGAACAGGCUAGUGAUGUUGGACAAAACAGCACAAAAAUGAACAAAAUAUAAAAUCGGAAAAUGUUGAACAGUGAAAAUUCUUGGUGUUAAACUCUGACAAGAUUUACAGUCUUAACAGUAUUACAGUACCUGUAAGGUAACUGGGUUUAGCCAAAGAGACAGACAGAACUUGUUUGAAAUGUUGACACCCCAGGCUCAGGAAACAAACAUCCUUCUACAUACAGUACAUUAUUCAGCUUUAUGUGUCAACAUACAGUAUGUCAGCUUUAGCUUGGGCAGACGGCUAUUGCAUGCUAUUGCCACAUUUACUAGUCUGUCUUUCUUCACAAGCUAUCUGUCCUCUAUUUAUGUGGCAUUUACAGUAUGGGGAUUUUCAGAGAUAAAUGAAAUGAUAUCUAUUUUUGUAUGGUAGGUUGAAUUAUUCACACACAACUUCCGACUCUUUUUUUAAACGGACCAAUAACCACAUGUCUACACUUUUGCAUUCAAAAUAAAAGUCUUUGCAGACAGA
Molecule: messenger RNA, 3560 nt
Organism: Engraulis encrasicolus (European anchovy)
Lineage: Eukaryota; Metazoa; Chordata; Actinopteri; Clupeiformes; Engraulidae
Gene: podn
Product: podocan
Exons: 12
Coding region: 840-2720 (626 amino acids)
Molecular function (GO): protein binding
Source: RefSeq, a predicted model, not a curated record